Molecule: messenger RNA, 1036 nt
Organism: Cajanus cajan (pigeon pea)
Lineage: Eukaryota; Viridiplantae; Streptophyta; Magnoliopsida; Fabales; Fabaceae
Product: F-box/RNI-like superfamily protein
Biological process (GO): SCF-dependent proteasomal ubiquitin-dependent protein catabolic process
Cellular component (GO): cytoplasm; SCF ubiquitin ligase complex
Molecular function (GO): protein binding
Source: RefSeq, a predicted model, not a curated record
UAUUAUUAAUAUAUUUAUUCAGCUAACUUGGCGGAACCAAAAGCCAUUUCCAACAUCAGCACCGAGCAUAGCAGAGUUUAAGGUUUGAAUUGAGGUUAAGGAUUUAUGAUUGUGAGAGAGGAUAUCAUGGAAGUUGAGGCAGAGAUUGAUCGCUUGCCAAUUGACUUGUUGGCUCAUAUUUUUGUUAUGUUCACUUCCUUCACUGAUUUGGCCCAGGCUAGCGGUGUUUGCAAGAAAUGGAAACAAGGGGUGAUGGAGUCUCUUGCUCGCAGACACAAUCUCAGCUUUGCAGGUUGGAAGAUGGAUGAUGACUCCACUGCUCGCCUUGUUUAUCAUGCCUACAACCUCACUAAACUAGACAUACCUAUGAGUCGUUGGGGUUGCCAAAUAACUGACGCUGGACUUCUCAGAAUAUCUUUUGCUAAGUGUGUCAGCAAUCUCACAUCCAUAUCAUUGUGGGGUUUGACUGGCAUCACAGAUGAAGGUGUUGUUCAACUGAUAUCUAGAACUAGAUCUUUACAACAUCUGAAUGUUGGUGGUACAUUUAUCACGGAUGAAUCUCUGUUUGCCAUAGCAAGAAGUUGCCCAAAGUUGGAGACCAUAGUUCUUUGGAGCUGUCAUCAUGUCACGGAGAGGGGACUUCUUGCACUAGUUGAUAAAUGCCUGAAGCUCAAAUCAAUGAAUGUAUGGGGAACAAGAGUUCCCGAGCACUGCUUUAACAAUUUACUUAUUCUGAGUCCAGCCCUUCAGAUAAAACUAUGAAACUCGACGCACUACAUCUGCAUGUAUAGAAUGUUGAUGUUGAUUCAAUUCAACAGUGGUAUUUUCACUGCUUAUUGUUUCCUUCUUGUGUUCAUAAAUUCAACUUGCCUGAAAAGCUGAACAUGUCAAAGUCCAUUCCUUACUGUUUAGGAAAUAUUCUGUUUUAGUGUAUAUAUUAUAUUUAAUCAAGUGGCUAUCCUGUAAAGGAUAAAUUCACAAAACAGGUCACAUUGUUCUUUAUUGAUUCAUUUAGUGAAAUAUUUCAAUGUAUCUA